Messenger RNA from Paramecium octaurelia, 1153 nucleotides. The record is from the annotation of a GenBank genome assembly. NCBI's taxonomy places the organism in Eukaryota, Ciliophora, Oligohymenophorea, Peniculida, Parameciidae.
AGUAAAUUUUAAAAUAUUCUGUUAUGAAAAAAAUAGACGGGAAUGGUGAAAAAUAGUUAAAGGAUGUUGAAGGGAAUUCAGCAUCAAUGAGUAAAGAUACUUUUUAUUGUGAUAGAUUAUCCUAUACCACUCGAGUUUGAUAGCAAAAAAAACCAUCCUAAUUAUCUAAAAGGCAAAAGUAAAGAAAAUCAAAUUACAUCAAGUAGUUAUAUAUGAUCAUUAGUAGUCCAAUAAGAUUAAAAAAAUCGCAAGCCAGUUUAGGUUAGUAUUGAUCGCCCUUUAGAAGGCAAAAGAUUCUUGAACAAAGAAAAGAACUAAUAAAAAAUAUUUUUAUAAGUAAGAAAUGAUAAUGGAAGUGAAAACAGCAGUUGUGAAUUAGGAAAUUCAAAUUCAGAUUGCGAAUGUGCAAAAAAUAUGAUCCCUAAAAAAAAUAUCGAAAUAAAAAUGUAUUUAGUUUUAAUUUAUAUAGAAAUCGAAAAAGAAAAAAGAAGACUGAUACAACUCCAUUUUAUGAUUAAAUCAUCUACCAUGAUCCAAGAAUGAGGAGGAUAAACUUCGUUUACAGUUCAUCUGGAUCGUCAGAUUCUGAAUAUGAAAGGGUUUUUAUAAAGAAAGAAGAAAUACCUGAAAAAAAAUAUAAAGAUAAGCCAUCAAAAAAAGAUCCAUCAGAAAAAGAAAUCCCAUUACCAGAGCACAUUCUUGAAUGUCCAAUUCAGCCCCUUCCUAUUCCAAAAGUUGAAAAAUUACCAGAAGUGAAAAAACCAAAAUAGGAAAAACCUAUUAAAUAACCAAAGAUAUAGAAAUACCGCCCAAAACCUCCAGAAGAAGAAUGGGCAAAAUAUGAAACCCCAAACGUUGUACAUCCAUAUUAAUUAAAAAAACCUUAAAAGCCAGUUGAAAAACAAAAAGACUCUAAACCAAUUUAUGGGAAACCAAGAGAAAGAGUUGAAUUUAAAGCUCCAAAAGUUAAUUUAUUAUUUAUUCUUAGGCGUAAGAAUAAGCAAAUGAUUUUAUUCCGAAAGCUCUUCCAACUCAAAAUGCAGCACCAUUAAAAGAAAAACAAAAAAAGUAAUAAAAAAAAUAGAAUCAAUCAUCAUCCGGCUCAAGUUAUUGUUAUGAGUGUGAGUGCUUAAGCGAUGCAUGUGAUUGUUGA